AUGCUUAUCGACGGUCAAAAGUGGGCGUGCGAAGCUUGUAUACGGGGCCACCGUGUGACCAGCUGCAAACAUCAUGAUCGACCGUUGAUUCGCAUCAAGCGUAAAGGCCGACCAUUCGCAACAUGUACAAUGUGCAAUGCAACGCCGUGCACAUCUCCAAUCGAGCACGCACGCGCAAAGCGUGAUGCAGAGCUCAAAUGUCCAAAAAAAUCCUCGAGCGGAAGAAUCCAUCGGCAAAAUCCGAACGGGUUCCUUCCCAUUGCCCCACGUCCGGGUCCGUCGGGGUCGAUUUCAGGUUCUGUGAAGCCUGUCUCAACGGCGGUGACAAAGUCGAAGUCUAGGUCCGGGUCGAAGUCUAGGUCCGGGUCAAAGUCCGGCUGUUCGACCUCGUCGGCUUCGUCGCCCGGCAAGACACCUGUCUAUGAUGCGGUUGGGGGAGGAGAUUGGUCGGGCUCCGAGGGCUCGGGCUCGAUAUCUAGGAUCGAAUCAUCAUCAUCGAGACAUACAGUGUCUUUCUCUGGGUCGGCGGUGCCGGUUUUAGGCUCGGGUCGGACACUCAGCGCGGAGCACGGUGGUUCUCUUUCGCAUUCUGCGCCCGGAUCGUUGUAUGAGUAUCCUGUUUCAUCGGAUGAGACCGCAGCUGCGGCCUUGUUCGAUCCUGCGUAUUCGCUCCAGCCUUCUGCGCUGGCUGUUUCGGGUUCCCAGCCCGCGCAGACCUUGCCCAUGGUUAGUCCGCUUGAAGGGGUUCCCCCCUUUGACUUCUCGCUGGACCCUGCCCUGGAAUUGGGUGAUAGCACCUUAGGAUAUUUGGAUGGGGUGGACAUGAACAUGGAUUUGGACUUGCCGGCUAUGGAGGAAAUGUUCCAUGUGGAGGAUUGGUCUAGGUAUAUGUGGUCGGCUGAGACAGGGUUUGAGCAUUUGGAUACCGGAUUCCCACCUGUGUCGCAAUAA
Molecule: messenger RNA, 951 nt
Organism: Penicillium egyptiacum
Lineage: Eukaryota; Fungi; Ascomycota; Eurotiomycetes; Eurotiales; Aspergillaceae
Source: the annotation of a GenBank genome assembly